This is a messenger RNA of Biomphalaria glabrata, 1482 nucleotides long. Its product is annotated as probable G-protein coupled receptor 139. Gene Ontology annotation, molecular function: G protein-coupled receptor activity. Gene Ontology annotation, biological process: G protein-coupled receptor signaling pathway. The transcript has 10 exons. The coding region runs from base 270 to 1370 and encodes 366 amino acids. Gene Ontology annotation, cellular component: plasma membrane. The record is from RefSeq and is a predicted model, not a curated record. Lineage: Eukaryota; Metazoa; Mollusca; Gastropoda; Planorbidae.
CAAAAUCGGAAGUCACAAAAUGAUAAUAGUAUAAAUCUCAAAUUUUGCUACCUGUACAAAGACUAGAUUACGUUGUGACUACAAUCUACACUUAGUCACUUAAGAAUGUGGUUCAGACAAGGACAUCUCCCCAACACGAACAUAUCAAGCUGAUUGCAUCAGUUCCGGUUAUUUUGGUUGAUUGUAAAGAGCUCAUGUGAAUUGUAUUUUCUUGACGCCUUGGUCACACCCUGCGACGUGAAUUAUAGAAUGAGCGUCUCGGGCAUGCCAUGAAGAAUUUCACCACUACGUCCUUAGAAACUGAAGAGAUGGACAAGAAAUUUAUUUUCUUCACAAGACUUACCUUGCUGUCUGGGAGUCUCAUCUUGCUGGUUUUCGGCAUACCAGGCAACCUGCUGACCGUCGUCGUCCUCUACCGUCGCUCUUUGAAAGACCGGAACCUACACUUUUUCCUGGCCAGCCUGUGCUGCUUCAACAUUGUGGUCCUGUGCGUGCGUGUUCCCAGAUUCCUGAUGGAGUACGUCCUAGAGAAGGAUGUCUCACAGUUCAACAUGACUGCUUGCAUGUAUCUCCUAUGGUUAGAUUUGACCCUAGUGUCCAUAACAACAUGGCACGUGACGUUUAUUACUGUGUGUCGAGUAGUCUACGUUUUGUGUAGACCCAGAAACUUCAGUUCACAGAAGUGCAGUGUAGUUGCUAUUCUCUUGCUGUGCACAUUGUGCAGUAUGGUCAAUGCAACUCUGAUUCAGAAAGGACUCGUAGUCUUCACUAACAAUGGAACCCACUCACUCUGUGAGCUCGACGCUGGUACCUGGCAGUUCUGGUUCGAGUCUACAGUGAACGCAUUUCUUCCAAUGGCCCUGUUACUCAUGUGUGAUGUCUCUUUGUGUUUGCUUAGCUUGUACCUCCGGUCUCGGACCUCCAACUUUGGUCUUACUGCUCGAGGUUUGAGCAAACGUUUGUUGCCUGUGGUCUUCAUGUCGACCUUAUUGAUUAUUGUUACCUCUCUACCCAUCAGAAUGGUGGAGAACUUUAAAGAAAAAUUCUUUAGGACACAAGCGGAGACAAAUUUGUAUAAUACGAUGGCUAGAAUUCUACUUUUUAUGAACCACACUGUGAAUUAUUUUCUCUACUGCUUCGUGGAGAAACGAUUGCGAAGCCAAGUUCGUCUGCUAUUCUUCCCCUGCAGAGAUUGCUGCUGUCUGUGCUUGGGAGAAGUACCUCCCGAUCUAAAAAACAGUAGUCGAGGACCGGUGUCUCUGUCGGCACUGUCGCCAGAUUCCAGUUUCUUAAAUUUACAGCGAAACUUUUUCCAAAAGAGAGGAAUGUCUGAGAAAGAACAAAUCCAACAUUCUGGACAACACCCCUGACGGAGACUGCUGAUACGCUACUGUUUAUUUAAUAUUACCAAUGCUUAGAUGUCAUACUUACCUAAAUACAAAUCUAUCAUAUCAAUACAUUUGUAAAAUAUAUAUUUAUGCU